UUGUGGGAGGGGGAAGCAGAGCUUAUCCAACCAGAACUUGUCUGCAUACCGCAUGCUUGAUUAUCUGUUUUUCCCCCUCCUUCAGCAUGUAAAUCCACCACAAAGGAGCUGAAGUUCAAAUAGGGCUGUUUUAGCCUCGCUUGAAAUGAUGGAUUCGGAGCUUUACAACUGAAAUGCAGGAGAGCUGGAGUUCCUGAAAAGCAAGUCACUGCUGCAGCCUAUUGUCCCUAAGGGUCUAUAGUAUGUGGACCAACGGAUAAUAAGAUUCAGCAAUCAAGUUAAAGGGACGAGAGUAAACAAUAAGGAACUAACCAGACUGCAAUAACCUUAUGAUUUUAUUCUUCAAAGUACUGUACUAAAUGCAUUAACCUUUACUGCAAACAAAUCUAGGUAACCUUAAUUGCUGAUGAAUUUAUUUAUUUUGGUGCAAUCAGUGAUGUCACUAUUUCUGUGGGUGAGCCAACAACUGAAUCUUUGAUUUUUUUUUUAAAAAAAACAACAACUUUAAAGCUUGAAGAAAGAAGUCCCAAGGAAACAGGAUCCAAAGGUUCAUUUAUAGAAAACAUCUCAGAAACAAAAAGCCAUGAAGGCGGCAGUCUGCUUGUUGUUAAUGACUGCAUUGGGCAUGAAAGCCACCAUCACUCCAGAUUCUGAGAGCAGAGAUGCAGGAGAAGAACAGGAAUUCAUUUACACUAACAGGUAUAAGCGCUCCAGUGACACCCAAGACAAGUGCACCUAUACCUUCAUUGUACCUCAACAGAAGGUGACAGGUGCCAUUUGUGUUAAUUCAAAAGAACCAGAGGUUGUACUUGAAAACAGGGUAAAUAAGCAGGAGAUAGAACUGCUGAACAAUGAACUGCUUAAGCAAAAGAGGCAGAUAGAAACCCUUCAGCAAUUGGUGGAGGUAGAUGGAGGAAUUGUUAAUGAAGUAAAGCUCUUACGAAAAGAGAGUCGCAAUAUGAAUUCACGGGUCACCCAACUCUACAUGCAGCUAUUGCACGAAAUCAUCCGAAAACGGGACAAUGCUUUAGAACUUUCUCAACUGGAAAACAAGAUACUGAAUCAAACUGCUGACAUGCUGCAGCUUGCGAACAAAUACAAGGACUUGGAGCACAAGUAUCAACAUCUGGUAACCAUUGCCAACAACCAGUCAAUAAUUAUUUCACAGCUAGAAGAGCACUGCCAGAGGACACCAUCCAUGAAACCAAUCCCACAACCGCCACAACCACCAAAUCGAGUUUACCAACCUCCCAAUUAUAACCGUAUUAUUAAUCAAAUAUCUACUAAUGAAAUUCAAAGUGAUCAGAAUUUAAAGGUUCUUCCACCCACACUCCCAACAAUGCCACCAGUUACUAGUAUUCCAACUUCAACUGAUAAGCCAUCAGGUCCUUGGAGAGACUGUCUGCAGGCUUUGGAAGAUGGCCAUGAUACCAGUUCAAUAUACCUUGUGAAGCCUGAAAAUACAAACCGUCUGAUGCAAGUCUGGUGUGACCAACGGCAUGAUCCUGGUGGCUGGACAGUAAUUCAAAGACGUCUAGAUGGAUCUGUCAACUUUUUCAGGAACUGGGAAACUUACAAGCAAGGGUUUGGUAACAUAGAUGGAGAGUACUGGUUGGGCUUAGAAAAUAUUUACUGGUUGACCAAUCAAGGCAACUACAAAUUGCUAAUAACCAUGGAAGACUGGUCAGGUCGUAAAGUAUUUGCUGAAUAUGCCAGUUUCCGACUGGAGCCAGAAAGUGAAUACUACAAGUUACGUCUGGGCCGAUACAAUGGUAAUGCUGGAGAUUCCUUCACGUGGCACAAUGGGAAACAAUUCACUACACUGGACAGAGAUCAUGACGUAUAUACAGGUAACUGUGCUCAUUACCAGAAAGGUGGAUGGUGGUACAAUGCAUGUGCACACUCCAACCUUAAUGGUGUGUGGUACCGAGGCGGACACUACCGAAGUCGAUACCAAGAUGGCGUCUAUUGGGCUGAAUUCCGAGGGGGUUCAUAUUCACUGAAGAAAGUUGUCAUGAUGAUUAGGCCUAACCCAAACACUUUCCACUGAAGGCAAUUCUCCUCAUGCCUUUAGUGUGAGGCAUCAAGAUGAAAACCUACAACAUUUGGAUGUGCUAUACAGAACACAUCUUCUCAGCAGCAAAGAAUGUAAUAUAUUGUACAUUGACAGCUAUUAACUGGAGGACUUGUAUAUUGUAUUUUUGAAGAAUUGUUCCAGACCAAAAUGGCAAGAAACACCUCUCUUUGUAUUAAAAGUUUUUCUUUUUAAAAACUGUCAGAUAAAAUGGACUGUAGAUAAACUGAGAUGCUAAAAAUACUGUCACAUCAACUAAAUAUUUCUGUAUGUUAUAUACACAUUUUCAAAUACUGGACAUAUUAAAAACUGUACAGCAAGACUUCUUGAUAUAAUAAAUUCAUUCGACACAGGAAAUUAUAUCCUCUGAAAUGAUGUAGCCAGUACAGCACCAUAGAAAGGUAGUAUGAUUGUUCCUUGUUAGCUGUUAAGAAGUGUCUGCUUUGAAGAAUCCACAUAGUACCUAACACAAAUAAAGCCCCACUAUUUCUCAGAGCUCAAGGAAAUAUUAAAACUCAAUAAAUUAAUAAUUUCACACAAUUUACUUUUAUCUCUUUCUGUUAAUUCACUUCCCAUUAUCUGUAAACUGAUCAAGCAGGUGUGUUUCAAAAAUUUCAAAAGAAACCUUGAUUUUAUUUGGAGAGGGACUGUGGUUCAGUGGAAGAGCCUCUGCUUGUCAUGCAGAAAGUCCCAGGUUCAAUCCCUGGAAUCUCCAGAUAAACAGAUCAGAUAGAAAGUGAUGGGAAAGAUCUCUGCCUGAGACCCUGAAGAGCCACUGCCAGCCUGAAUAAUGACCUUGAUGGAUCAAUGGUCUGAUUCAAUAUAAUGUUCAACAUGAAUACCUUUGUCAUAUAAAUCACAACUUACAGGUUUCAAGCUAUUUUGUACCCCAAGAGUCAUUACCAGCACUGUAGUUACAGCAAUAGCAAAAAGAGCUAUCCAGCUUUGCAGGCCAAUGAUGGAUAUAGAUAUAUAAAAUAUUUAUACAUACUUACCCAAUAGGUUAUGAUCCUUGGGAGAUACUAUUUGUACUCCAAAACUAUAUUUGUCAUGUUUCAUUAGUAUUGCCAAGUAUAUACAUUAAAAGAGAAUUUUGAGACCAUAUUUAUAACUAAAGUCAAUUGUAGAAACCUGAAUUCCAGUACUCUGCUAAGGCAAGUUUCCAAAACAAAAUUAUUUUAGCACAUUAUAAGAACAGUGAAAACCAUAAAUUCUAAACUUUUAUUACCUCAUUUAUUUCUUUCAUAAUGUAUGAUGUGUGUUAAAGUAUUGAUGUCUGAUGUAGCAUGUCCUGUAUAUAAAUGAAAGUAGGGAUUUUAAUAUAUGAUCAGAUUAUCCUUGUAAUAAUGAACAUGUUUAAUAAAAGCAACAAACACUA
Heteronotia binoei (common prickly gecko) is the source of this 3452-nucleotide messenger RNA. It is a transcript of the gene ANGPTL2, whose product is annotated as angiopoietin like 2. Bases 584 to 2050 code for a protein of 488 amino acids. Lineage: Eukaryota; Metazoa; Chordata; Lepidosauria; Squamata; Gekkonidae. The transcript has 5 exons. The record is from RefSeq and is a predicted model, not a curated record.